Molecule: messenger RNA, 1879 nt
Organism: Sinocyclocheilus anshuiensis
Lineage: Eukaryota; Metazoa; Chordata; Actinopteri; Cypriniformes; Cyprinidae
Product: growth arrest-specific protein 2
Exons: 8
Coding region: 312-1301 (329 amino acids)
Biological process (GO): actin crosslink formation
Cellular component (GO): actin filament
Molecular function (GO): actin filament binding; microtubule binding; cytoskeletal adaptor activity
Source: RefSeq, a predicted model, not a curated record
UCCCCGGUCAGUUAAGAAUCUUUUCUCUACGAGGCUCGUUUUAAUCGUCUGGUCUCGUGCAGCUCCGUGUGGCUCACAGUCGCGCAGAUAAAGACGCGUCGCGUCUCUCAGGGAGGCGGUGAGAUCGCGCAAUGUGUCUGUCGCAGGAGCGCACUUUGAACUGAGACCCGCAAUGACAGUCGGAUCUUUGAGGCUCAGUGUCACGGUGAACAACAGUCUGAGGAGCCCGUGCGCGAGAAAAGCAUGAAUUCAUUGGAAACGAGCGUCUACUGUUGAAGAACCAACUGCAGGCAGUGCAUUGUGGAGGAAGCAUGUUCAGUCCUCUGAGUGGAAAGCAGCAGCCGGCUGGUCCGGGCCUCACAGAUCUGCAGCAGUACAGUCAGUGGCUGGCCAGUAGACAUGAGGCCAGUUUGCUGCCCAUGAAGGAAGACCUGGCGCUCUGGCUCUCUAGCAUGCUGGGUGUGGAAAUCACAGCUGAGAGCUUCAUGGACAGGUUAGAUAACGGUUUCCUGUUGUGUCAGCUGGCUGAGACUCUGCAGGAGAAGUUCAGGCAAAAUGACUCAGAUGUGAAUUCACCAGGAAAGUCGAUCCCCAGCCGCAGGAUUCCCUGCCGAGCCAGUGCCGCGUCCGGUUCCUUUUUCGCCAGGGACAACACAGCCAACUUCCUGUCAUGGUGUCGAGAGGUGGGCGUGGACGACACCUGUCUGUUUGAGUCAGAUGGGCUUGUUUUACACAAACAGCCAAGAGAGGUUUGUCUAUGUCUGCUGGAGCUGGGAAGAAUAGCAUCCAGAUAUAAAGUCGAGCCACCUGGACUUAUAAAGCUGGAGAAAGAGAUCGAACAGGAAGAGAAGACACCUGAACCUCCGCUCUCACCCGUACCUCCCACUUCCAAUUCCCAAUCUCCAUCUGCUUCUCCAUCCGUCUCUCCAUUCAACAAGACCAACUCCAGCAAAAAAAGCACCGGCAAGCUACUGGAUGAGGCUGUGAAGCACAUUUCUGAAGAUCCACCCUGUAAGUGCCCAAAUAAGUUCUGCAUAGAGCGACAAUCACAGGGCCGUUACCGUGUUGGAGAGAAAAUGCUUUUCAUCAGAAUGCUGCAUAAUAAACAUGUGAUGGUGCGAGUUGGCGGAGGCUGGGAGACGUUCGAGAGCUACCUGCUGAAGCAUGACCCGUGUCGCAUGCUCCAGAUAUCUCGUGUAGAAGGCAAGAUCUCGCCCAUCUCCGGCAAAUCUCCCAACAUCAAAGACCUUGCGCCCGACAGCUACCUGGUAGUGGCGGCCCACUACAAAAGCAAGAAGUAAAGAAGAAAUGUUCUGAAUAAAACAAUGACUUUCAAUGUAACAUUGAAGUACAGCUCACUGGCAAGCCAUUGUAGAUGCCACAAGGACACAUGGACUUCCACUUGGCUUUUAGAACUAACAAGUGUUUAAAGAGAAAAAAUCAUGAUAGUGUAGAUCAGCUAGUUUGUGUAUAACAAAGAUACAGAAGAACCGGAAUCCAGAAACAAGGCUGUUUUCUUGUAUACCAGUUUCUUUCAUUUCUUUUCUUUUUAGUCUCGUUUUGUUUAACUGAUUAAAUAUAAAAUGCGUAAUAACCUAAUACAUUCAAUCAUGUCUAUACAGAAUGAAAUCGCUGGAUUCAUUUAAGUAUUCACUUCUGGUGGCUUUUCUUUUUAGUGUUUCUUAUAUUAACUGUAUUAAUGAUUUUUUUUAUGGGGUAUUAUUAUGUUCUUAGUAUGUAAAAUUGAGUUAUAUAAUCAGAUUACUUUCUUCAAGUAACUAGUAAAGUAACUCAUUACUUUUAAGUUUACACCGAAAUAUCUGAGUUGCUUUCUCAAAUAAGUUGUUUUCCCAUUUAUUGGCAGCUCUCCUGUCCCUGU